AUGUUAAUUGAUAAUAGUAAUGGGGCUGGGUUAAAUCGAGAAAUCUUUAUAAGUCAAGCAACAUUUGAUUCCGAUGGUCAAGGUUUAGUUAUUCGUGAUAGUAGUUAUGUAUCAAUCAUUGGUAUAUGGGCUGCAUCAUCAACAAUUCAUCAAGUCUUUGUUGAUUAUAAUUCCACAGCACUUUUAUCAAUUAGUGAAGGAAUGAUAUUUAAUGGUGCAGUUUAUGAAUGUCCAAAUCUUUCAAAUUGGUGUAAUGGUAUAACAAUUAAUAGUGGAUCAUUUAUUCUAAAUGGUGUUGAAGUACGAAAUAAUCAUGGUCAAGGAAUAUGGGUAACAAAUAAAUCUGUAACACAAUUUCAAAUAAUUUCUUGUCGAUUAUUUGAAAAUGGACAAGAAAUGAAUAUCGAUGGUACUUUAUUUAUUAUAUCAAAUAAUCUUUGUAAUUCAAAUAAUUUAUCAAAUGUUAUUUCAAAUACAACAUCAGCUUUAGUACAGAAUAGUCUUAAUUGUUAA
Rotaria sordida is the source of this 513-nucleotide messenger RNA. The record is from the annotation of a GenBank genome assembly. Lineage: Eukaryota; Metazoa; Rotifera; Eurotatoria; Philodinida; Philodinidae.